ACACCCCACCCCCUCUCUCUCUCUCGAUCGAAAUUGAAUCCCUCGCCAAAUCACCAUCCCUCCGCUCUCUUGUUUGUUCCCCAUUUCAUUCAAUAUUUCGAAUUCUCCUGUUUCCCCACCGUUCCCUCCUCCACCAUCAUCUCUUUGUUCCACCCCAAACAACGCCUCUCUGCGACGAAACAGAUUUGAGUUCACCCAGCUGUGCAUUUUUCAUGUUCCAUGAGGUCCCUCUCCUUUUCCCAUUCUCGAAUUAGGGUUUCCAAUCUUCUGCAAACUCUGAAUCCGCAUUGUUCAUUUCUCUCUGGCUCAGAAUCCGCUGCAUUUCGGGGAUUACAAUUCCUACUUCUUGGUUAAAUCCGUGUUCGAAAAAUUCUGGAGUCUUUACCAUUACUGCUGUUAUCUUUUCAGAGGAUUACUGGAAUCUUGGCGGCUUCAAGAAUGUUGCUUCUUCAGCAUCAAAAGAAUGGCUCUCGAUUUAGGCUCCAAGAAUUCUAAGAUCUCAACAAUGUUUUGCCAUCUUUAAUGGUGGGUGGACUCUUUUCGGACUCUAGGCCUCCGGUUCCGAGACAAGAUCAAGAAGGAGCCUGUUAUUGAUUCACUUCUUUUUGCCUAGCAUUUUGAGUACCUUAGGUCCAUUUUCUUAUUCAAAUUCAGUUUCCUCUCUCUCUCUCUCUCUCAUAUGUUUCCUGCAACUGCUGUGUUUUGGGACUCUGGGCAGGGAAAUGAACGUUGUGGGGAGAGUUGGGAGCAUUGUGCGCCAGGGAAUCUACACUUUUGCUGCCCCAAUCCAACCCUUUGGGGGUGCAGUGGACAUUAUAGUUGUGGAGAGAGAGGAUGGCACCUACAGGAGUACCCCGUGGUACGUUCGUUUCGGCAAGUUUCAGGGCGUCCUCAAGGGCGCUGAGAAGAUUGUGCAUUUCUUGGUUAAUGAUGUGGAGGCUGGGUUUCAUAUGUAUUUAGACAGCACUGGAGAGGCAUAUUUUGUUAGAGAGGUUGAGGCCCAUGAAGAUUAUCAAGCUUCUACAUCCAUGGAUGGGGAAGACCAAACACCGAUUGAGAAAACCAGUGGUUCAGAAGAUGCUGGUGUUUGUGAUACUCCUUGUUUGAAUGGCUUGCCAGGGGAUGAUGAUGCAGAAUUUCCCCAGGAUAGAUACCUGGAAAUGAGUGGCAAUGGAUACCCAACAAAGGUUCAGGCAUCUGAGUCAAUGAGUUCUUCCUUUUCAGUGGAAUACAUGGACAGUUUUCAAUAUGAUAGUCAAGCCCAGGCGGAUGAUGCUGCGAAUUCUGAGCCUUCGGAUUCAGAAGAGGUGGUGUUAAUGAGCGGAGAUGGUCGUGUCAUGACUGCACCUAUCACUUCUAGCGAUUACUCAGACAGCGUGUCUAUAGAGUCUCCCCAGUUUUGCCUGGUAUCAGAUGAAGAAGUUCAGAUGGAAUAUGCACAGGUUAACAGCUUCAAUAGAUACAAUGCAGAUUUAGGCUCAGGAAAUGGUGAAGAAGCUUCCAAUUCCUUGACUUCUAAAAGAGAAUUAUCGCAGAGAACUGCUUCAGCUGAUUCAACCACUUUGGGAAUAAUCUUUGGCAGUUUGUCCGAGGAAGAGGGUUCUCGGGACGUCCAUGGUGAUGGUUUUCCCAGUUCUUCAACAAAAGUCUGGGGGGCCCCUGAAGAAACCCAAGAGCUGGAUCUUGAGGAGACUCAAAAUUGUGAUGAUACAGCUCCUUGUAUUGAAUAUGACAGAUUUGGGAAUCCUGGUGAUGGGGAUCUCCUUUCGGGUUUAAAUAAGGAAGACAUCUUUAAGAGCUGCCUCACGCUACCUGAAUUAGCUUUACACACCAAUGAAGAGGAGAUGGAAUUUCAAAGUCCUGGCAAUCAGAAUAAAGAGGUGGCAGCAACCAUUAAAGAUGAUCGUCCUAUAUUGGAGAAUGACAACCGUGAAAUUCUACUCUCAGCUUCCGAUUCACAAUGCAUUGAUGAUGGGGCCACUGCUGUGAAUGUGGAAGUAGAAGUCUCCUCAAAGAAAGUAACAAUCUGUGAAAGAGCAAAUUUGGAGGUAUCGUCGGUUUCCAUGGAUGGGGAUGUUACUAAGGAGGAAGGGCUUACCAUGGUUUCAAAACCUCAAGAAGUAGAGGGUGGUAGUGGAGGAGAAUGCGGUGACAAACUAGAGCCUCUGCAAGCAGAAGCUGAGAGCUCCAGUACAGGUUUUGAAAUUUCCCUUUGUGGACACUUACUUCAUGCCGGAAUGGGAAUCAGUUCUGCUGCUCAAGCUUUUGAUGUUCACAGGGUUACAGAGGAGCAAUUCAGGCUCUCAGGAGCUUCUUUCGUCAAGAAUGAAAAUCUUGUAAUCAGGGUAAACGGGAGAUAUCUACCAUGGGAUAAAGCUGCCCCAAUUAUUCUUGGAAUGGUUGCAUUUGGUUUAGAGUUCUCAGAGGAGCCGACGGAUGCGAUAUCUGUUAAAGAAAAUGAGGCGCCAAGUAUGAAAGGAGACACUCCUCGGGCCUCUUCUGUUCCUUCAGGACGUAGAUGGAGUCUAUGGUCAUUUUCUUUUAGAAGAGCAAAGUCUCUAGAGCAGGUUACUAGCCCUUCCACUGAAGACGCAUCAGUUCCGGAUGCUGAGUCUUCUCUGCACAGUACUCAUGAGGAACAAAUUUUAAUGCCUAAUGUCGACCAAGUCACUCCUCAUAAACAAAUUCUGCGAACCAAUACCCCAACUUCAGAACAGAUUGCAUCCCUGAAUCUCAAAGAGGGUCAAAAUCGUAUCACCUUCAGCUUUUCUACAAGGGUUCUUGGAAAGCAACAGGUUGAUGCACAUAUUUUCUUGUGGAAGUGGAAUGCAAGAAUUGUCAUAUCUGAUGUAGAUGGAACAAUCACCAGAUCUGAUGUCCUUGGCCAGGUCAUGCCAUUAGUUGGAAGAGAUUGGACACAGUGCGGAGUGGCCCGGCUUUUUUCUGCCAUACAGGCACAUGUGACCAGACAUUUUCUCCGCAACCUUAAGCAGGAUGGGAAAGUCUUGCCUAGUGGACCUAUGGUCAUUUCGCCUGAUGGAUUAUUACCCUCCUUGUAUCGGGAAGUCAUACGAAGAGCACCUCAUGAAUUCAAGAUUGCAUGUUUGGAGGAUAUAAGGGCACUUUUUCCCUCUGAUUACAAUCCCUUUUAUGCGGGCUUUGGAAACAGAGAAACCGAUGAGAUCAGCUACAGAAAAGUUGGAAUUCCAAAAGGGAAAAUAUUCAUUAUAAAUCCAAAGGGUGAAGUGGCUAUCAACAAUCGCACUGGCGUGAAGACAUAUACCUCUUUGCAUACUCUCGUGCAUGACAUGUUUCCACCAACUUCACUUGGAGAACAGGAAGAUUAUAAUUCUUGGAAUUAUUGGAAAAUGCCAUUGCCAAGUAUAGAAUGAUAGUUUUUAUCUACCCCGGUUGGCCUUCUAAGAUGCUCUGCUCGCUUCCACAGUUGAGUGUGUAAUCAUAUGCCAGAAAAUUUGUACAAUAACGGGAAUAUGCUAAAGUUUGGCUGGUUGUUGGACUGUGUACUGGUGAGGCUCAUUUUUUCAACCACUCAAACUUAGAGGCCCUUUUUUUUUCUUUUUUCUUUUUUUUCUGGUGAGUCAUAUCAUGUAAACUUUGGUUUUUUCUUCAGUCUCUAUGGCAUGAUAAAAAAACUGUUGAUAAAAAAGAUAUAUCUGCUCCGGCCCAUCUUGUCAUGAUUAUAAUGACGGGAAUGGGUACCACGUCAAGAUAAUAUGGUAAGUAUGAUGGGUAAGAGCGCAAACUGUAUAAGCCGAUGUAUUUGCUUUCACAAGCCAAUUAUUCUUGAAGCAAAAGUU
Messenger RNA from Amborella trichopoda, 3818 nucleotides. The record is from RefSeq and is a predicted model, not a curated record. Lineage: Eukaryota; Viridiplantae; Streptophyta; Magnoliopsida; Amborellales; Amborellaceae.